Molecule: messenger RNA, 848 nt
Organism: Paramecium sonneborni
Lineage: Eukaryota; Ciliophora; Oligohymenophorea; Peniculida; Parameciidae
Source: the annotation of a GenBank genome assembly
AUGUAAAACUCAUUAAUCUAAACUUAUGUUGAAAAUGUUGAUAAUAUUAAAACUAUCUGGUGUAAAUACACUACUUAAACUUAAGGAUAAACUAUGCAUUAUAAAUUCUUAGGUAAAUUUCUCAUGGAUAUUCGACUUCCUCUUGGAGUUGAUAGUGAUUCCAAUCUUUGGGAUGCAUGUAAAUUAUCAUCUAAAUUUAAAUUAUAAUGGUAUUUUAUAUUAUUAAUUAUUUUAGUGAUUCAUAUGGACAUAUAUAAUAUAAUUCACUUAUUUAUGAACUCUUUCGAAGAUGUUUUUAUUAAGAAGUCUUUUCUCAAGGUUCUAUUCAUUCUAUUAAAUUAAUCAAAUAAUUUAAUAAAGAAUAAUAAUUUAGACUCAAAUAUUAUCGUAAAAACAAAAACAUUCCUAGAUCUAAUAUUGGUCCUGCCAUUACAACUCAAACUAAUAUUAAUCUAUUACACGACUAUUUAAAUGUAUUAAUCUUCUUUAAAACUUGGUAAUAAUUUACUAAUUCUCUUAUUCAUAAAAUCAAUUAAGAAGAUCACCAUUUCACUGAUAGUGAUAUUUCACUUUAAAACAUUUCAGAAAAUAUGUAAUUUUAUCAUUUCUAUCCUAGAUAUCAAAAAAGUUAAAAUCAUAUACUUAAUUAAGAAUUUGAAGAUUUAUCUAAAUCUAAUAGUUGUUUAGAUUAAAUUCCUAUCAGUCGACAUAGCAUUUCAUAAAGUAGUCAAAUAAAUCAAUAUAAUGAUUUGCUUUUCUAUAAAGGAAAUUAUGAAACUUCUCUCCAAAGUGAAAAUAGAGAUUUUACAUUCUUAAAAACUGAAAAACGAUGUGAAUCUGAUAUAUGA